AUGAAGCUUCUCGUUGUAGUCUGUCUGGCUCUCUACGCCUCGGCUCAUUACGUCUUCCCGUCUGUCACUUACAACGGAAAGACCACGCAAGACUGGGAAGUCGUUCGAAAGACGGCAAACUUCCAGUCCAACGGACCUGUCACCGAUGUCACCAGUUCACAGAUGACGUGCUACCAGCUAGCGCCUGGCAGCCAAGGAGCCAAGGUUCUGGAUGUUACGGCUGGGUCUACUCUUGGUUACAAUGUCAAAGCCUCCGUCUCUCACCCCGGCCCAGUCAACUUCUACAUGGCCAAAGCACCGGCUGGAACCAGCAUCACGAACUGGGACGGCUCUGGCAGGAAUUGGUUCAAGAUUUACAACGAUGGGCCGACGGUCGGUCCUGGUGGGUUGGCCUGGCCAACGAACGGCAAGACGACCAUCAACGUCCAGAUCCCCAAAUGUCUCGCGGAUGGCGAGUACUUUCUUCGCGUCGAGCACGUUGCCCUGCAUGGCGCCAGCAGUCCUGGUGGUGCCCAGCUGUACAUCUCCUGCGCUCAGCUUCGCGUCAGCGGGGGGUCGGGCAUGUACAAACCCAACCUCAUGUCGUUCCCUGGGGCAUACAGCGCGAACGAUCCUGGCUUGGUGGUAAAUAUUUACUACCCAGUUCCUACUAACUACAAAGCCCCAGGUGGUGCACCUCUGGCUUGCUGAGUAUUGUUGAGGAGUGUUGUGAGAUUCCGGGUGAUUCUGCCUGCUGGUUUGAAGCUGGCGAGGAAGACCAUUUGGGUCACUUGGACUGCCAAACAUCCUGCCGCCCCCUUCAUAGCAACAUGCACUAAGAAUUCGGGUUUUCACAUCUUCAACUGCGUGGUGACUAUCAAACUUGUAAGCCCGAGAACUAUUACCUAGCCUGGAGACCCCAUCCUUCCCCUUUCGGCCGAUAUCCGUCACAGCUACCAUGAUGUAACCCCCUAUGGAAGAAUCAUAUGCGCACACGUCCCAAGACCAGCAUGCUAGUGCUUUAUUUGAGAUGGCCGACGCGGGGAACUCACGGGUAGUUAAUUAAGGUAAGAAGGGGACCUGGCUUUGUCUUGCUCUGAUGGCCGUGAGGAACUAACUUUUCAAGAUCCGGCAAAUGCGCUUCCACAUUUGCGAAGGCAAGCCGAUGCAGCCGACGCGACUGGUCAAGAUAACUCUCAUCCGGCUUGAUGGCACCAAGAACAUCCAUGGAUCGCGAGAGAACCAACGAUGCUGCCAAGGUCGCCGUCAAGGGGGUGUAAAAUCUCCCUGCCAUUGAAGUCGGACAUGAGCCUUAACGUAGGAGAGUUAUGUAGUGAUGAAUUCUGGUUCCAAGGGUCUGACGAUUGGUGCCCAUACUGGUUCGGAGUGUAGCCAAUCGCCUCAGGGAUCCGGGAUCGGGGAUCCCUUCAUAGGCUUCUUACAAUAAACCGGGGAUCAUCAUCGAUAUAAACUCCUUCGACAGGAAAAGCACCAUCAAGGGUGGGAACUCCAGCUCGCUGCUGGACUGACGUGACCAGAUUCGAUAGAGGUAUCAUCCAUGAAUUUGCGGUUAAGAAGGCUUGAAUCUCCGGAGAGACCAAUUCAGGCGCGUUU
Molecule: messenger RNA, 1593 nt
Organism: Colletotrichum destructivum
Lineage: Eukaryota; Fungi; Ascomycota; Sordariomycetes; Glomerellales; Glomerellaceae
Product: Putative auxiliary Activity family 9
Exons: 4
Coding region: 1-690 (229 amino acids)
Source: RefSeq, a predicted model, not a curated record